UUUCGAAAGCAAAACCGGAAGUAAUUUCGACCGUGCUGGAUGGAGGAGCUCGUGAGGUACUCACCAGCACUACUACAAACUGUUGGAGCAUCUUGCCUGAAGACAAAUAAAUGAAAAUCCCAACAUCAGAAUAAUUUACUUUCUGAACUCUGGUCGUUAUAUUGUGGAUAAAAUGCGGAGUGACUGGCCGCUUCCUGCUACGCGGUCCGGGUACCAGCGUAGCUGCUAAACGGAGCUUAGGUCGGGUCAGGUGGCAGAACACAUGUCACCGUUAUCGCUGUUUGGUUCCAGUUUCGGAUAGUCGGAUCUCUAUUUCUCUAAACGUUGUUAAAGUCUAAAUGAUGGGCCGCCGUCGAUAGGAAUAACUAGAGCUGGUUACUAGACCUGCGAAUGCGGAGAAAUGAUCAUUUCGCUCGGAAGAAACGGGUUAAUCGGACUCGCUGUCGGAGCUACAGCCAGUUUGGGGUUGAUUGGGAUUCUAAUUUACAGAGAGCGGAGCAGGAGAAGGUCCCAAAGGCUGGAAUCAAGAGGCCAGCCAGCAGCCAGGCUGCCUGACCAGGCGGAUGGAGCGGCGCUUUUCCAGGAGCCUCUGGAUGCUCAGGAGAUGGAGGCCCAGCAGCAGGCCGUGGCAGCGAUGGAGGCUGUGGUGCAGGGUCUGUCCCCAGAGCAGCAGCUGGAGCUCCGGAUCCAGCUGGACCAGGUGCUGAGCUGCGUGGCCUCGCUGCGCUCUGAGGUGGCCGAGCUCCGGGGGGGUCUGCAAGACAUCGCCCUGCAGAUCAUCCAGGAUGUCAAAAAGGGAGUGGAGGACAGUCAAAGGGUCCGUCGUCGUCGCCAUGUCAACAGAGAGCGGACCGACUCAACCAGCUCCAGUUCUAUCUACUUUACUGCCAGCCAGGAUGUCGGCAACACCAACGAGGAGACCAGUGAAGGAGGGUACUCCACGGCCUACGCUGAGUCUGAGUACACAGAACCCGAUGAAGAUGAACCAGAACCGGAGCCAGAGUCUGAGGAAGAUGAGGAGGAAAGAAGCUGUGCCACGGUCCUCACCCUCCGCCAAGAAGACUCCCAAGAGGAAGAGGAGAGGAAAGUUGAGGAGGAGGAGGAGGAAGAGGAGGGAAGGCUGUGGAUGGAGGCAGAAGUUCCUCAUGGAGAGCUGGCUCUGCUUUUGGCUCAGAGUGACAUCCUUCACACUGGAGACGCUACUUUAAAAGCAGACGGCUUUCAGCUGCUGCUGGACAACAGAGCAGAGUGCGGAGACAGCAGGGACUUCCUCUGGAGGCUGGCCCGCGCUUACAAGGACAUGUACGAGUGUGCCAAGGACAAGCAGGAGAAGUCCAGCUACGCUCAAAAAGGUCGGGAGGAGGCGGAGCUGGCUCUGAACUACAGGAGCCUGGAUGCUGAGAGUCAUAAGUGGUUUGCUAUGCUGACCAGACUUUCCUCAGAGCAUGAGAGCAUGCACAGCAAACUGAAGAGCGGCCACAUCCUGAAGGAGCAUCUAGAUCGAGCCUUGGCCCUCAGUGAUGAAGACCCCGUGUGUUACUACCUGCUGGGCAGAUGGUGCUACGAGGUUGCCACAUUUGACUGGUUGGAGAAGAAGGCUGCUGCUGCGCUGUACCGGAGCACCCCCACCGCCUCCAUUCAUGACGCCCUGGAGAACUUCCUGAAGGCAGAGGAGCUCAGGCCGGGAUUCUCCAGGAACGUCAGGCUUUACAUCGCCAAGUGUCACAAGGAUCUGGGGAACAUCUCUGAGGCCACAAACUGGACCAGGCUGGCACUGAAGAUGCCCACAGACAAUGAUGAAGAAGCAUAUGAAAUGGAGGCUCAGCUUCAGCUUUUAACCGACAAACAAAACUGACAGUUUGGGAUGUUUUCCUUCACUAAUAGAUGUCUCUCAAACUAUCCAUUUUAUUAUUUUAUGACAUGUGGUUACUUUUCUAGUAACUGUUUUUUUUUUUUAAUUGCUUGGAUUGUAUUUAUUGAUUCCACAUCUGUGCUUUGCAUCUAUUGAUUUUACCUUUAUUGCAAACUUUUCAGCCCUUUGGGGGUUUUUCUCCAACUGUCAGUCUAAGAAGCAGCAGGCUUACCUGACUACUACACCCAUUGAAGCUGCUGCAGCAUGUUUGCCUCCAAUGACCACUGGCCCAGUAACAGAUGAGCUGAUCUCAGAGCAGCAGCAGGUUUCUUGGUCUUUGAGUGUUUAAAGCCUCAAGUGUUGCAGCAGCUGCCAGAAAAGUCUUACUUGUCUUAUUUUUACAGUGACAUCAUUGCACUUAUAUUUUUUGGUUGGCAUUCAAUGAAAAAAAUGGUCGUCGUUUCCUGUAAAUCUGAAUCAAUAUUAAAUUUUAAUGAAAUGAAA
Molecule: messenger RNA, 2356 nt
Organism: Xiphophorus couchianus (Monterrey platyfish)
Lineage: Eukaryota; Metazoa; Chordata; Actinopteri; Cyprinodontiformes; Poeciliidae
Gene: rmdn3
Product: regulator of microtubule dynamics 3
Exons: 12
Coding region: 401-1855 (484 amino acids)
Cellular component (GO): mitotic spindle pole; spindle microtubule; cytoplasm
Molecular function (GO): microtubule binding
Source: RefSeq, a predicted model, not a curated record